AUGUAUCUGAAUGUAUUUAUAUUUGCUCUCUUCACUCUUGAUAUGUUUAUUUCAAUGAUCAAAGGUCAUAUCAAGCCAUAUGCACCAGAAUUACAUAAUAACACAUUGUGGUGUCGUUUAAAAAUCUAUCUAUCAACAAUUGCCCUUAUUUCUGCACUGUAUUCAAAUACAUUGCAAGCUCUUCAUCGUUUGUUUAAAAUCGUUUAUUACAAGCAUCCAUUUCUCUUUCGUAAUCUUCAUUUAUAUAUUUUUGGUAUAUUCAUCCAAGUGUUUCUGAGUGCAUCUCUACAAUUACCAAUACUACUCCUAGGUGAUUAUGAUUAUGAAGAUUAUCAUUGUCAAGUUUAUUUAACAAAUUGGCGUGGUAUAGCACGUGGAGCUUCUCUUGUUUGGCUUCCACCUGUUUUACUUACAAUUGUUAUCUAUGCAUAUACAAUGCGUUAUAUACGGUGUCAUGUAUCAACAUUUACCCUUCUGCAAAAAAAAAGAAUCGAUCGCGAUUUCACUGUCAUAAGACGUAUCUUAUGGUUAAUUAUAUUCAUAGUCUUAUUUGGUAUACCUGCAUGUAGCACAACUAUUGUGUAUUAUAUAUUUGGUUAUGUUGGAUGGUGGGCCAAUCAUUUGACAUGGUUAACAUUUAUAUUAUCUUUUAAUGGCAUGAGUAUCGUGCAUACAUAUUAUGCGCCUCAUAUUCGUGCUCUAUUGUCAGGAACACGAAAUCAAAUUACGUUCACAGCAGAGGCAGCAAUAUUACCCAUAAAUACAUAA
Molecule: messenger RNA, 768 nt
Organism: Rotaria sordida
Lineage: Eukaryota; Metazoa; Rotifera; Eurotatoria; Philodinida; Philodinidae
Source: the annotation of a GenBank genome assembly